Aedes albopictus (Asian tiger mosquito) is the source of this 2860-nucleotide messenger RNA. RefSeq names its product diencephalon/mesencephalon homeobox protein 1 (gene Drgx). Gene Ontology annotation, molecular function: DNA-binding transcription factor activity, RNA polymerase II-specific; RNA polymerase II transcription regulatory region sequence-specific DNA binding. The transcript is spliced from 9 exons. Gene Ontology annotation, biological process: regulation of transcription by RNA polymerase II. Lineage: Eukaryota; Metazoa; Arthropoda; Insecta; Diptera; Culicidae. The record is from RefSeq and is a predicted model, not a curated record. The coding region runs from base 1152 to 2603 and encodes 483 amino acids.
UUCUGAAUUGAAUUCACUCUCUCCCGUCGUCCAUCUAAUUUGCUAUCUGAUGCUGCUUUUCUCUCUCGGAGCUUACCCUUCCGCAAAUUUCGUCCCCUCAUCACACAUAGGAAAUUAUUGCCUGUUUUUAUAUCGUUUUCAUUCAAUUGGAUUCGCCCCUUUCCGCGUCCCACCCGUUGUUGGUCUGUUCAGCUGUUUUAGAACACUGUGCGUUGUCGCGCGCCCGCCAGCAUUCUCUUGGCAUAAUCAUCGACGUCGUCCGCGCGCUGCGGCUGCUGGGAAGGGAAUGGGAUGCUGCCCGAGUCCCCGACGACGAUGACGACUUGUCAGUUGACUGAGGACUUGAACUCUCGGAGGCUGCUGCCGGUGAUGGUGCUGGUGCAGCGAUCAAACUCUGAACUGAACUCGACUGCAGAACAUGCGGGAUGGAACGUGGCGUGCGGUGCUGGAAAUUGGAUAACGUGCGACACCGACCGACCGACCAACGACGAGAACGAUAGCGACUGUGCGGGAGAUUGCUGCUCUGGUUGAUGAUUCCAAUCGUGACCGUCGCCGCGGAUGGACGUGUUUCUGCCGGUUUCGGAUUGCAAAUUUACGAAAGUGGUUCUCGAGUUUGAGCUGGACAAGUGUUCCGUGUUCCGCAAAGAAGAAUCACAGGUGUUAGAGAACGAUUCGGGCGCGAGUGGCGAAAAGUUUGAGUUUGAACUAAGGAAGUUCUAGAAACUUUGGUGACAGUUGGAGAAAUGUCUCAGAAGGUUUAGAGAGCAUUAUAAAUUAGUGAAAAAUACAAAAGAAAAUAGUUAUAUCAAAACAUAAGUUAACGAAAAGGUGAUAAAUAACCAAACAAGAUAAAAAGAGGAGAGUGUCCAAAAGAAGAAGUGUUUGUUAUAACAACGAAAAGUUAACACUAGUGCUGAGGCCUCAGGUGCUGAGUGUUUCGCAUUUAAUCUACGUAUAAGAACCAGGGCAGGUGUAAAACACAGAUUGAACGCGUUACAAGCAAGGUUAACACCAUACGAAGAAAAAGAACUCAAUCUCAAACAAGGGAAGCAGUUUUUCAGGAUUAUAAGUAGGCAGGCAUCAGCCUGCAGAACUUCAACAAAAUUUUCACGGACGGGAAUAAGCUGGGUUCCGCUACAGCGGGUCGUGGAAUGUUUUGCUAUCACUGUCCUCCUUCGUUGCAUCCGGCAGGGCCACACCCACCGCGGUUACCCACGCUGGAGUACCCGUUCGCACCGACACAUCCUUAUACCAGUUAUUCCUACCACCCCGCCAUACAUGACGAAAGCUUCGUACGACGAAAACAGCGUCGAAAUAGGACAACUUUUACGUUACAACAGUUGGAAGAACUGGAGACUGCCUUCGCCCAAACCCACUACCCAGAUGUUUUCACCAGAGAGGAUUUGGCGAUGAAAAUCAACCUCACCGAAGCAAGAGUUCAGGUCUGGUUCCAGAAUCGACGAGCCAAAUGGCGCAAAGCCGAGCGACUGAAGGAGGAACAGCGGAAGCGAGGCGAUGGAUCCGAUCCGCAGUUAUUGAAUGAUAAGUUGGAAACCGAUAGUCGCGAUUCGGCCAGUCCGGACAUAACGGGCGAUGCGGACGACGACGAUAUGCGUAGCCCCAGUGCACCACCGAUGAGCCCCAGGGUAGAUUCGGAACCGGACCGACCCCAUUCCAGCACACAGAUGCACUCAACAACGCAGUCCGGAUCGAACAGUGCCGGAACCCCAUCGCCAGGGUUGAAAUUCGUCCAACAGCCCGAACUUAGCCCCUCGCCAUCGGUAUCGGCCGACUCGCCGAUCGAAGUUGGAGGACCCAUUUCGUUGACAACUUCCACGCGGGCUUCCGCGGACGAUUCCAGCCCACUUCCAACGACCAACAGCAGCAGCACAGCCAAUGGUCUAAGUCCGGUAACUGCCAGCAAUAGUACGCCCAGCUUCAGCAGCCAUCUCUUCAGCAGUUUUAGUGAAAGUAACGGUGGAUUCCGACCGGUAUUGGAUAAUGGCCAGCCAAGGACAACUCCGCCACUAUUUCUUCCUCCACAUUUGGCAUCCCUGGGAUCGCAAUUUGCCCCACCAUUGUUUCCAAAUCUAAAAGCGGCCUUCCCAAGUUUGUGUUCGUGCUGUCCAGCAAAGUCCCCGAUCACCACCGGGUCGUCGACGGCCACGUCCUCACCAACGUGCACUUCGCUAGCUCACUCGAUCGUCAGUGCCGGAACAACUCCAACCAGUAGCGGAUCGCUUGGCCCGUCAGAUCCCCGUUCGUCAUCGGUAGCUGAGCUACGCCGGAAAGCCCAAGAACACUCGGCAGCCCUGCUACAUUCGCUUCAAGCCGCAGCAGCUGCAGGCCUUGCCUUUCCCGGAUUCCAUCUGCCACCACUUUCGCUGCACACCGCUCUCAGUAGUGGUCGCAAGCCGAGUGAUUUCAUCAGUGAUCUCUCGAUGCAUCACCAUCUGAGCAGCCACGCUGCCGGACUGUCCGCCCUAGGUGCCCCCAAUCUGAACAAUAACAACCCCGCCAGCAUGAACAAUAACAGUGUGUCAAGUUUAGGUGAUUCUCCUUCCCCGACGAGACACAACGGAGACAAGUCCUCCAGUGAUUAGAAGAAAUCUGGAAAUGGUUUCGGUUCAAACGAAAAUUGUGAUGAUGAUUUUGGUAAGGAAAUCCUUGUACAUACUUAAAUGAAGCUAGGCGAAGAAAGUUCUUUGAUCGCUCGUACAUUACUAUGGUUCGUACUAAAAAGUUGAUUGCUUAGUGAGAGUAGAUUAUUAACAUUCCACGGCAACUUGCAAUAAAUUAGCAUUAGAGCAAAAGUUAGUAUUUAAAAUUACUUAAUUUAGUUGAUUAUUACUGAUAACUA